AUGGCCUUGUAUGCCUGGGCCACACUUUCCUGGAGGACCAUUUUCGCCCUAUGGACCAGAACGACCUNCUCGACAACUGAUAAGGCAACGACCUCUUCAGCUUCUCCAACAGCUUCAACUCAAGGGCCUACAUCUACCGCGGCACCCAACGGGCCCCAUCCUUGUUUCGGACCAUGGCCUUGCAUGCCCGGACCACACUCUCCCGGAGAACCAUUCCCGCCAAAUGGACCAGAAGGACCUCAUCCAGGACCAUGGGCUCCUUCACACAGACCAGCAGGACCCUUCGGACCUGAAAGCGGACCAAUGAGACCAUGGGCUAGACCAGGUGGAUUUGGAGGACCGUGGGGUGGACCAUGGUGA
Molecule: messenger RNA, 360 nt
Organism: Haemonchus placei
Lineage: Eukaryota; Metazoa; Nematoda; Chromadorea; Rhabditida; Trichostrongylidae
Source: the annotation of a GenBank genome assembly